AACGGAACUCGCUUUUCUUUACUACUUCAAAUUCUUACAGUAACCAAUCCGAACUAAGUUUAUUGCAUCGCAAAAAAAGAAGAAAAUUCUCUCUUGCACCCCAACCAAAAUUAAAUUCAAGGGCUUAUUAAAGUUUACCUUAAUUUAUUGGGGUUAGAGUUAAUUAUGGAGGGUGAAGAGUUAACAGAGCAGGAGACAGCACUCUAUGAUCGUCAAAUUAGGGUUUGGGGCGCUGAUGCUCAACGAAGACUGACCAAAUCACAUAUAUUAGUAUAUGGAAUGAAAGGAACUGUUGCCGAGUUCUGCAAGAACAUAGUUCUAGCUGGAGUUGGUAGUUUGACACUGGUGGAUGACCGGGCUGUUACCGAAGAGUCGUUGUCGGCUAACUUUUUAAUCCCGCCGGAUGAGGAGUCUUAUGCUGGCAAAACUAUUGCUGAGCUUUGUUGCAGCUCUUUGAAAGAGUUUAAUCCUAUGGUUCGUGUUUUAGUUGAGAAAGGUGAUUUGUCUGGCUUUGACGCAAACUUCUUUGAUAAAUUUGAUGUUGUAGUUGUCAGUUGCUGCACCAUUACUACCAAAAAACUGUUAAAUGAGAAGUGCCGCAAGUUAUCAAAGCGUGUAGCAUUUUAUGCUGUGGACUGUAGAGAUUCUUGUGGUGAGAUUUUUGUUGAUUUGCAGAAGUAUAUAUACGCAAAGAAAAAGAAGGACGAAACUACUGAAUGUGAAUUGCAAUACCCAAGUUUUCAGGAAGCAAUUUCAGUACCUUGGAGAACACUUCCAAGGAAAAUGUCGAAGCUAUACUUUGCUAUGAGAGUGAUAGAAAGGUUUGAAGAGGCGGAGGGGCGUAAUCCAAGUGAAAUCUGUAUUGAGGAUCUUCCUGCUGUAAUCAGCCUGAAAAAGGAAAUUUGUGAGGCACAGUCUUUGAAUGAAGCUCAUAUUCCAAAUGCCCUCCUGGAAAGAUUGGUGAUGGGUAGACGAGAAUUUCCUCCAGUUUGUGCCAUCAUCGGAGGAAUCCUUGGCCAGGAGGUCAUUAAAGCAAUAUCAGGCAAAGGUGAUCCCCUCAAGAAUUUCUUCUUCUUUGAUGCUAUGGAUGGAAAGGGCAUAAUAGAGGACAUAUCACCCACUAACCACUAAACUAGAGAUGCUGCUUUACCCGCAUUUCCCGUGUAGGACAUUUUUUGAAGCUGACAAUUAACCGAAGCUAGAAGUUGAUGCCUUAGAAAACUGCAAUUAGUUUCCUGAACAUAGGCUUUUACUGAUAAUCCUUAAAGUUAUUGGUUGGAUGUGCUUGGAUUGUAUUCUUUUCCUUCAUCAUACUCUUAUCUAAUCUUAGUAAUCUAUAUUUGUAGUAA
Molecule: messenger RNA, 1349 nt
Organism: Mercurialis annua (annual mercury)
Lineage: Eukaryota; Viridiplantae; Streptophyta; Magnoliopsida; Malpighiales; Euphorbiaceae
Product: SUMO-activating enzyme subunit 1B-1-like
Exons: 10
Coding region: 166-1131 (321 amino acids)
Biological process (GO): protein sumoylation
Cellular component (GO): cytoplasm; SUMO activating enzyme complex
Molecular function (GO): SUMO activating enzyme activity
Source: RefSeq, a predicted model, not a curated record